Messenger RNA from Aspergillus fischeri NRRL 181, 1860 nucleotides. RefSeq names its product putative MFS multidrug transporter. NCBI's taxonomy places the organism in Eukaryota, Fungi, Ascomycota, Eurotiomycetes, Eurotiales, Aspergillaceae. Gene Ontology annotation, biological process: transmembrane transport. The coding region runs from base 1 to 1860 and encodes 619 amino acids. Gene Ontology annotation, molecular function: transmembrane transporter activity. The transcript has 3 exons. The record is from RefSeq and is a predicted model, not a curated record.
AUGCACGCCGCCCCUACAAGUCAUCCGCGGCAUGAUGAUGGCCAACUCCAUCGCAACCACAUAGACGCUAGCCCUCACGGAUCAAUUUGCCUCGACAGAGACAGAGAUGGAGAAAUUCCAAACAGUACGAACCAUAACGGUAGUCAUCCUUCGACCUCGCCCGUCGCACACGUACUCGACAUCACCAGACAUGGACGAACCUCAUCAGACACACCCGUCGAUGAUAGCGACGAGGAUGACGAUGCAGAAGACGCCGAUCUAGUCAUCGACUCCCCCAGUGAGAAGCCCGUGACUUGGGCCUCCCUGCCCAAAAAGGGCCAACUCGCCAUCCUCACCUUUGCCCGUCUCUCCGAGCCACUGACCCAGACAUCGCUCCAGGCAUACCUCUUCUACCAGCUCAAGUCGUUCGACCCUUCGCUGCCGGACUCGACUAUUUCAACGCAGGCGGGGAUCAUGCAGGGCAGCUUUACCGCUGCGCAGUUUCUCACGGCGGUCUGGUGGGGCCGGUUGGCGGACGCGGAGUGGAUGGGGAGGAAGCGCGUGCUGCUGAUUGGGUUGCUGGGGACGUGUAUCUCGUGUCUUGGGUUUGGGUUCUCGAGGUCGUUUGCGGCGGCGGUGGUGUUUCGGGUUCUCGGGGGGUUUCUGAAUAGUAACGUUGGGGUGAUGCGGACGAUGAUAUCGGAAAUUAUCGAGGAGAAGAAAUAUCAGUCGCGUGCGUUCCUGCUGCUUCCGAUGUGCUUUAAUAUUGGGGUUAUCGUUGGCCCUAUCAUUGGGGGCUCGUUGGCCGAUCCUAUCAGCAGCUAUCCUCAUCUGUUUGGCCCUGGGUCAUUUUUUGGUGGGAAGCAUGGUGUGUGGUGGAUGGAGCGGUGGCCGUUUGCGUUGCCAAAUAUCCUCAAUGCUAUCUUCACCUUUGCUGCCUUUUUGGCUAUCUUGUUUGGGCUCGACGAGACACACGAGAUUGCACGAUACCGAAGCGACUGGGGCCGCCAGGUCGGGAGAACGCUCGCCAGAUUCUUUUCCCGACGUCGGGUUCCAGGUCAUUAUCGCCGGUUAAGGAACCUCGAGGACGACGAGUCUCAGUGUAUGGACGGUAGCGUGACCAGCAGAUCGGCUCCAUCUAGUCCGAUCCGCUUGCAAGGGCUUCCUCGCCAUAAACGGCUGGGAUUCCGUGAGAUCUGGACCCCCAAUGUUCUAUUGACAUUGCUAGUUCAUUUUCUUCUGGCAUUCCACACCAGCGCCUUUAACGCCAUGACUUUUGUCUUCCUCCCUACCCCGAGGGCUCCGGAGAAUAGCCGGCGAGGCUUCUUCCAUUUCAGCGGUGGCCUGGGACUACCGUCCUCCCGUGUUGGUGUUGCAACGGCAAUUAUCGGGGUCAUCGGCCUCCCGUUACAGAUCUUCGUAUACCCUCACGUCCAAUCUCGUCUAGGAACCUUGACCUCUUUCCGCACAUUUUUGCCGUUUUCACCGCUUGCCUAUACUCUGAUGCCGUUCUUGGUGAUCAUCCCUCGGUAUCCAUGGCUAGUCUGGCCUGCCUUCACGGUUGUGGUUGGGCUUCAGGUUAUUUCUCGGACGUUUGCUCUUCCUGCUGCUAUUAUUCUUGUGAAUAAUUGUGUUACUGAUUCGUCGAUCCUCGGGACGGUGCAUGGCGUUGCUCAGAGUAUAGCGAGUGCGGCGCGCACACUGGGGCCCUUCAUCGGUGGCUGGGGGCUAGGGCUGGGGUUGAAAAAUAAUCUUGUUGGUGGUAUUUGGUGGGCACUAGCGUUGGAAGCAUUGGUUGGAUGGCUGCUGCUGUGGACUAUAAAUGAGGGAAAGGGGAUAGAGAGAAGGAAAGAUCGGAGAGAAGGCGCCCAGGAAGGUUGA